Molecule: messenger RNA, 1225 nt
Organism: Dermacentor andersoni
Lineage: Eukaryota; Metazoa; Arthropoda; Arachnida; Ixodida; Ixodidae
Source: RefSeq, a predicted model, not a curated record
CGCACUUAGAACCAUCGCAGAAAGGAACGGCAUCGUCUUACAACCUGUCAUGGGGAUCGGUGCACCUGGCGGCAUGGAAAUCCACCGUAUCCUCCAAGGCUGCCUGUCAACCAUCUCGGAAGAGACGCCAUCCCGCAAGACGCCUUCCUCGUUUGCACUCGCCGCACUUCCAGAUGCGGCCAAGGAUGCCGUGUCCUACGUGUUCGGCAACUUGGCCAUCCAGGACGUCCUCCCAGACAAUCGGGACCUUGUGCUCAAGCCGUGGUCCAAGGUCACCGAACGCAAUUGCGGCAGCCUCACAGGACAUUACAGCAGGCUGUUCCCGAGGACCGAGUGGUACCCGCUCGUUGAUAUGGGCGUCAAGGACACCGUGGCUCAGUGUGACACCAUGCAACCACCAUGGACCGUGCAAGGAGCCUGGCACCAGAUGGUGGUAGCCUCGAGGGUCACCGUUCGCCUUCUAAUAUACAGUGCGCAACAUCCGAGUAUGCUUGGAGCGGAGGCGGCCGCGACCAUGAGUGGCCGGUUCAUCGAGUGCGACCACGUGCCUUCUGCCGAGUACCGCCUCGACGUCUUCGGCUGCAGGCUACGCAUCCACCCACGUGACACGCUGCCGUGCGCGACGACGAUGCUGAACGCCUUCAAGGCUGAGAGCAACGGCGACACGUACGGCGUGGCUGGACCGAGCAGCUGCAUUUGGAGGCUGCACGCGAGGUUCGGCCCGAACGGAGCAGACGGCAGCACGACAAUCUCGACAGCAGGGUCCAUCGCCCACGUGUGGCUGCCAUCUGCUCGGCUGCACCUCGUCGCAGCUGCAGCGACACAACAGCCACAAGCUCUGCAGGCGGCCUUAGAGCCUCCUCAGCUGCGCUUAUCCAAGCUGAGUCGCUGACCGUGCGUUCUCUCCUGACCACGUGACCAGCGACUUCAAAGUGCACUCGGAUCGCUGGCGCGAUGGCCACACCCGACGUAUGGCAGCGCGCUGCCGGCUGCACUGCGUUCACCGGAUGGCCACAUUGCGCAGGGUUUGGCGAGGACGUCCUCGGCAACCGCUGCGAGCUAGUCGCCGUGUCGCUAUCCCGCGACGAUAGUGCAACGAAACUGUGGCGCUGCUUGCCGGUAGUGGGUGCACUUCUUUUUCGUAACUUUUUACAUUUCUUUCAGUGUAUUUGUGCGAAAUUAGUGUUGUCACAUGUAUUUAAAAUACAGUUUUUUGCGAUCGAAA